CACAGAGGCAGACGCAGUGGAAGUGCUGGGACAUGAGCUACAAGCAGGUUCCUCUUCUGACAUGAUGUCACAUUGGGCCCCCUCCUGUCUCCUCCUCCUCCUCCUCCUGUCCCUGUGUCCUCCUGUGUGGCCCUAUGCCAACGGAAAAGUGACCAAAGCCUGCAGCAGCAUGGAGCCCCACCACCACAGUCAGGGUCAGACCAGCCCCAGCCCCUAUGUCCUCCAGACCAACACGUCCAGCUUCAGCCCGGGGGACCACGUGGAAGUGAGUCUGUCAGGGCAGGUGUUUGAGGGCUUCCUCCUCCAGGCGCGGGACCCUGCCCACAGCACCCCCUCUGUUGUGGGCUCCUUCAGCCUCACAGACCGACACUCCACUCAGCUGCUCUCCUGCUACAAGCUCCAGGGCUCUGCGGUCAGUCACACCAGCAGCUCCCGCAAGAGUCAGGUCCGAGUGAUCUGGAGAGCCCCUGCUAACCCCCCCGCACAAGUCCAAUUCUUUGUCACUGUAGUCCGACAGUAUGACACGUACUGGGUCAAAGUCCCUGGACCAAUCAUCACGCAGCACGGAGCGACGCCCCGCCCCCCUGCGCCGACGCCGUCCUCAGCCCCGCCUCCAGAGCCCACCUCCUCCGUCCCGCCUGGUCCUUUCAGCUCAGAGGGGUGUGGCCUGUCUAAGUCCUGCCUCCUGGACCCGCCUGGUUGUGACCCCACUCACCACCCCGACUGUUUCUACCUGUCCGCUACCACCCAAGGGCCUCCAGAGCAACAGUCUGUAGUGUUUGAGCUGAGUGGGCCAACCAAAGGGUACAUCGCCUUCGCCCUCUCCUGGGACACGUGGAUGGGUGACGACGAUGCGUACCUGUGUGUGAAUGAAGAUGGGCAAGUGUCUGUGGAGGCAGCAAUCUUGACUGGACGGACAUACCCGGAGGAAGAGACUCAGUCAGGUCUGCACUCCGUCUCCUGGAGGAUCAGUGACGGAAUCAUCCAAUGCCGCUUCAGUCGCCUCGUCAAACCGCCCAACCAGGAGUCAGAGCGCUUUGAUCUGGAGCAGGAGUACUUUGUGUUUGUGGCCAGUGGACCCACCUACCAAGGGCGCAUGGGGAAACACAGCCAGCAGCCCUUGGUGUCAGAGCGCAGAGUCCGUCUGACCGGGACUCCCAUUGUGCUUCAGGGCAGUCGUGGGCCCACCCUCCUCAAGGUGCAUGGAGCCUUGAUGCUGUUUGCCUGGAUGCUUACAGGAAGUAUCGGCACAUUUAUCGCCAGUUUCUAUAAGAACGAGUGGGCCUCUCACUCUCUGUGGGGUCAGAAGGUGUGGUUCCAGGUUCACCGGGGCCUCAUGGUGCUGACGGUAGCCCUGACCACAGUGGGGUUCUGUCUGCCUUUUUUCUAUCGGAGAGGGUGGAGCAAGCGUGCAGGCGUCCAUCCGUACCUGGGCUGUUGUGUCAUGGCUCUGUCUCUGCUCCAGCCAAUCACAGCCUGCGCCAGACCUGCCCCCGACUCUCCCAGGAGGUACAUCUUUAACUGGCUGCACUGGGGCGUGGGCUCGCUCACUGAGGUGAUGGCAGUGGCGGCCAUGUUCCUCGGAGUCGGCCAAUCGUCUUUACCGCUGCCUUCAUCGUUAGCAACCCACAUUCUGAUUGGUUACGUGUCCUGGUGGACGGCGUUCAGGCUCCUGCUCUUCAUUCACAAACAUUUCUACGUCACUAAAUUUCAAGCAGAGGACACACGCGCGAUUCUGUCCGACCAAUCAGAAGAUAGGAACAAGACGUCCUGGUUCAAAGUCCUGGUUCUGCCCGUGGUGCUGCUGGGGAACCUGGCUCUCCUGUGCACCCUGCUCUCCUCGUUCUACCAGCUGUGAGGAGACCAUGAGGAGACUGAACAAUGUGUGGCGAUACUCACAAGCAGUCCAAAGUUUCGACUCACCCUCUCGUUCAAGACAGAGUCCAAGACGAGACUAAGACCUCUAAAAACAGUCUCGAGUCUCGGUCUGAAGACUAAGACCGGUUUCAAGUCCUACGACACUAGUUCAAAUAUAUAGAAAAAAUAAACAUUGAAUGAGAGGGCGAGUCCAGACUUCUGAUUUGGACUUUAGUUAUUCAAACUAGAAAUAUUGUUAAUAUAUUUUCUGUUUUGUUUUUGUACAUGUAAAAUACACACUUGUAGUAAUGUAUUGUAGAGUGAUAAUGCCAAAGAACAUUUUAAAAUAAAUUUUUAUAUAUUUGUUUGAAA
Messenger RNA from Boleophthalmus pectinirostris (great blue-spotted mudskipper), 2229 nucleotides. It is a transcript of the gene frrs1a, whose product is annotated as ferric-chelate reductase 1a. The transcript is spliced from 17 exons. Lineage: Eukaryota; Metazoa; Chordata; Actinopteri; Gobiiformes; Gobiidae. The coding region runs from base 62 to 1858 and encodes 598 amino acids. The record is from RefSeq and is a predicted model, not a curated record. Gene Ontology annotation, molecular function: oxidoreductase activity, acting on metal ions.